This is a messenger RNA of Bombyx mandarina (wild silkworm), 1267 nucleotides long. RefSeq names its product chitin-binding protein vajk1 (gene Vajk1). The record is from RefSeq and is a predicted model, not a curated record. Lineage: Eukaryota; Metazoa; Arthropoda; Insecta; Lepidoptera; Bombycidae.
UGAGACAGCGAAAGCGUUUGCAUCACACGCAUAUAAAACUUAGUAUAAAACAAGUGGAACACACAUACGGCAACUCACUCCGGCUUAACAUUCGCUAAACGACGAAAGCAAGGCGAACAUGAGAUUAAUGAGAUCGUCCUUACUCCUGGCUGUGGUUAUAGGCCUGGCUGCAGCAGAGGAAAAGGCAGCGAAGGCUGAAGAACAACUAGAACCUAAGAAACAAGACAAGCGAGGACUGUCCGAGUACUACGGAAGCUACGACGAGCACGGAGGAGGCCACGAAGAACACGUGAAAACCAUCACUGUUGUCAAAAAGGUUCCUGUGCCGUACCCCGUAGAAAAACACAUACCAGUACCGGUGGAGAAAAACGUGCCCUACCCCGUUAAAGUACCGGUUCCACACCCGUACCCGGUGAUAAAAACUGUUCACUUCCCGGUCAAAGAAUACAUCAAAGUGCCAGAGUACAUUCCCAAGCCGUACCCGGUCACGAAACACGUACCCGUACCGGUCAAAGUGCACGUCGACAAUCCGGUGCCUGUUAGAGUAUACGAACACGUGCCAGUUCCAGUUGAAAAGGCCGUGCCGGUACCCGUCAAAGUGCCUGUACCGCACCCGUACCCAGUAGAAAAAAAAGUACCCUUCCCAGUUAAGGUUCCAGUGAAGGUUCACGUGCCGUACCCGGUAGAGAAGAUCAUCCAUUACCCUGUGAAGGUACCAGUCGACAACCCCAUCCCAGUUCAUGUUGAUAAACCAGUGCCGGUGCAUAUAGAGAAACCUGUACCCUAUCCCGUAGAGAAGCCCGUCCCGUACCCAGUUAAAGUGCCCGUCGACCGCCCAGUGCCCGUACACGUGGAAAAGCCCGUACCGUACCCCGUGAAAGUACCGGUACCCGCACCAUACCCUGUAGAAAAAGUAAUACCGUAUCCCGUUGAAAGGAAAGUGCCCAUCCCCGUCAAAAUUCCAGUCGACCGUCCCGUUCCUGUGCACAUUGAAAAGCACGUGGCAGUUCAUGUUGAGAAGCACGUGCCAUAUCCCGUGAAGAUCGGAGUGCCGGUUUUCCACCACGAGGAGGAGCACCAGCACAUCGGAAGCCAUGACGACCAUCACGGCUUCGAACAACACAACGACGACCAUCAUCAUCACAUUGAAGACCACCAUCAUCAUUAAAGAACUGAUCUCUUUAUUAAUCUCUAGUUUUAAUGUGUUAUCUUGUCUCUAGAUUUGUUUUUAUGUCUGCAUACGUGUGCGGUGAUGUGAAUAGUUGAA